Molecule: messenger RNA, 336 nt
Organism: Lactuca saligna
Lineage: Eukaryota; Viridiplantae; Streptophyta; Magnoliopsida; Asterales; Asteraceae
Source: the annotation of a GenBank genome assembly
AUGCCACAGAUACCUGGAGACGAUGGAGAUAACAUUCAACAAAGGUCGACAUGGCUUCUAAGACGACGGAUAGCAGUCAUUUCCGGUAGCGACGCUCGACCGACAUUUCUUCUAAGAGCAUUUGAUAAAAAGCAGACAAAAAACCGGGGAGGACAUGGCCCCUCCCGGCCCCCAAAGGGAUCCGCCACUGUAUGGGUGGCUGCAAAAGUUUCAAACAGUAGAGACGAAGUGGUUUUAACGGAAUCUCUACCUAAUUGUUUAUCGAAAGUUCCGGUUUCCGAUCAUUUUAUCCCAACAGUUGUAGGCUGCCUUGAAUGGCUGCGAUGGAUUUGGUGA